Messenger RNA from Emiliania huxleyi CCMP1516, 327 nucleotides. RefSeq lists its product as hypothetical. The record is from RefSeq and is a predicted model, not a curated record. The coding region runs from base 1 to 327 and encodes 108 amino acids. The transcript has 2 exons. Lineage: Eukaryota; Haptophyta; Isochrysidales; Noelaerhabdaceae.
AUGACUGUCGGCACGACGGUGGUCGGCGAGAGCGCUCCCUUUGCACUGAAGUUCUCAAAUCUGAGUGUGGUGGGGGAAGUCGGAGUGAGCACGCUGAUCGAGCAGGCAACCGUGUGGUCAUCAGCGUCUCACUCACUCUUUCCGCAACACGUUCGGUGGUGGGCGGAGCAAGCGAUGCAGAUCGGCUAUCUGAUCGCUGGGGACGAGGAGCGCUUCAGCGACGGGACGGCUGCCACGGGACUCGUGGAUUGCUGGCGCAGUCUCGUCUUGCCGCUGGUGGUGACGAGGGAGCACCGCGUUUCUGAUGCUCCUCAUGUUACCGGGUAA